Messenger RNA from Hypoxylon trugodes, 1657 nucleotides. RefSeq lists its product as uncharacterized. The record is from RefSeq and is a predicted model, not a curated record. The transcript has 2 exons. The coding region runs from base 527 to 1165 and encodes 212 amino acids. Lineage: Eukaryota; Fungi; Ascomycota; Sordariomycetes; Xylariales; Hypoxylaceae.
CGUUCAUGCUAGAGGCGAUAAUCUUAUUAAUCUUAUUAAUCUUGUUAUAGGGGAUUUAAUUAUUGGAGAUUCUAGAAUUUGUUGUCUUUUUUUAAUUUUUAUUGCGGUGUAUGAGAGAGAGGGGAAGCGUUCGCACGGCGUUGUACAGAAUUACCUACUUUUUGCCAACUUCCCACCCAUUCUAAGCCCACUUUACAGCCCUUACAAGCCACUUGCAGCCUGAACUUCACACCCGAGAACCCCGACGCACCGACGCACUGCCCCUAGUCAGCCACUACACCCCUCCCUGGUCACAGCCUACAGGCCUAGCUCCAGCACCAGCAAUACGGCACUUAAGAACUAAAGAGCCUAGACCCUGCAUCCCGGGAAGUCUAAGUCUAUCGGCCUUAUCGAUAGAACAUUAUCCUCAGCAAUACGAUCGAAAAUCCGGUUUAGAUAACCGUAGAUUACCGUGACGUUUGUGACGUAAGCGUCAUCAUUGCCAUCACCGCAUUACCAUAACUAGACCCUCAUUCCCCCCUUCGUUAUGUGGUUCUACACUUCAACAGCGCCCCGCGAAAAGCGCUACCACAAGUACAAGAAAGUCCUCUACCUAGAACCGCCUAUCAAUGGUAGCAAGACCGUUCGAACUCGAGUUACUACCAUCGUUCCUCCCCCGGCACCUGUUCCGGUUCCGCCAUCACCGGCUCCGGUCCUACCGGAACCUAAACCCGAACCACCACCAGUCAUUGUCGAGCCUCUCCCACCUCCGCCUCCACCACCUGCACCCUAUAUCCCACCGCUACCGCCCGCACCAGAGCCCCAGGAAGAAACGGAGAUUGAAGUUAUUGCCGUGGACGUAGACCCGGACCAAUCUUCCACUUCCAGCAGGUCAUCCAAGAGGUCCUCUAAGAGCUCAUCACGAAGCUCUAAGUCCUCUUCCCGCAGCAGCGGUGGUAGACGUAGUCGGGAUCGUGAGGUAUACAUUGAACGCGAGAGGCUCGUUCCCGUCCGUGUGCCCGUGCCAUACCAUACGCACCACGUCGAGUACGAACCCCAGCCUCAGCAGGACAGUUUCCGAUACAUCGAGGCUCCCAGGCGAUACGAGCCCCAACACCGACGAAGUUCGGAUCACGAGAUUGUCAUUGAAGACCACCGACACCGAAAAUACAUCCGCGAUGGCUAAAGGUGGCAUUUUUCAAUUCAGUUUAUCUACCUUAAAUAUUAUAUUAUCUACUAUUACCUCAUUUAAUCACCUUAAACUACCUACCCACCUAGACCUAAAAACCUUUUCUUCAUAAUAAGCUUGGGCAAGAGCCUGGAUGCCUGCCUACUUUCACUGUAUUAAGACUGUCACGAGACUACGAGUACGACUACGUACGGCGAUGACGAAUCAUGGGAUGCUAGAGCUACUGGGAGUUACACAGAAAUACGGAGUCCGGGAGCACAUCUUGAUUUCACUUGUACACAAUAUUAUUUUGAUUGUCGGUUCGAGGCAAUUUCCUUAUACUUUUGUAAUGUAUUUUCAUGAGCUAAUGGUACUCUCUGGGCUGUGUGUGUUCGGGUUGGGGUGGGCUUUGUGGCCUAACCAAGGCGAGACUAAUACUUUGAAUGAAUGGUCUCUAAUAAUCUUAGUCAAAUCAAAACCAUCUUUAAUACAAUAUCCAAUUAUCAAAAA